Messenger RNA from Trifolium pratense (red clover), 3204 nucleotides. Its product is annotated as ABC transporter G family member 1-like. The record is from RefSeq and is a predicted model, not a curated record. NCBI's taxonomy places the organism in Eukaryota, Viridiplantae, Streptophyta, Magnoliopsida, Fabales, Fabaceae. Gene Ontology annotation, molecular function: ATP hydrolysis activity; ABC-type transporter activity; ATP binding. Bases 655 to 2913 code for a protein of 752 amino acids. The transcript has a single exon. Gene Ontology annotation, cellular component: membrane.
AUUGUUGAUAACUAUAGCACUGGACCGAAAUAAACAGUACUAGUAAUCUAUAAGCAAUGCUUACGCAACAGUAGAUGAACGCCCAACCUAACUCCCAUGAAAUUGAAAGAACAAGUAAAAAAGAGUAACCCAUGUGUCCUGAAUGUGGCAAUAACAAAUAUUCACAUGUUCCCACAGGCACAGCCACAGUUUUGUUUUGAAGAACAAGGAGGGAAAACAUUACCAACAACAUUAAGAUUAUUUUAUUAAAGAAAUAUAUAAAGAGAAACGUAUAGGUAAUUCAUGAAUUAGGUCACCACUCCCAUGCCUUUGAUAAUAAUAAUAUUACAAGUCAAAACCGCACAAUAAAUACCAAUCUCUGAUCCUCUCGACCAUAAACUACCCUCUUCUACACCAUACAGUCUCAUUGAUACAUACACUUCAUCCAUAUCUUUAAUUGCUAUCUUCAAAUCAUAAAUACUUAUAUAUAUUCACACACCCUCAAACAUAAAGACUUGCCCCUACCCACAUUAAACCACUACCACCUCCUCUGUUUCUCUCUCUCUUUCUUUCUAGUUCCUUCGUAUGCUACUAGAUAUUAUCUGUUUUUUCCUAUAACUCCACACAAUAGAUCUACAAAUUAACUCAACCUGUUUUUGAAAACUUGAAUAAACCAUGUCAAAUCGCAUUGUAGCGGAGGAGGUUACUGAUUCUUAUUUUGAUUAUCUUGAAAUGGACGAACUCAGGCGCGGCCGUGCAGCCAGUGAGAUGCCAACUCUCGGACAGCUUCUCAAACAUGUUGGUGACGUAAGGAAGGAGGUUACUGGUGAUGGCAGUGAGACACCGGUGCAUCAUACUCUUGAUGUUGGUGGAAUAGAGACUCGUUCUCUUCCGUUUGUUCUUUCGUUUAACAACCUCACCUAUAGUGUUAAAGUGAAAAACAAAACGAACAUAUUUAACCGUAGCCGUGCUCCUCCAGUGAAUAGGGCUAUGACACCGGCGGUUGGGGAGACGGCGUUCAUAAAGAGUAAGACUCUUUUGAAUGAUAUCUCUGGUGAAGCACGCGACGGUGAGAUCAUGGCGUUUCUCGGAGCCAGUGGCUCUGGGAAAUCGACUUUGAUCGAUGCACUGGCAAACCGAAUUGCAAAAGGAAAGUUGAAGGGAAGUGUGAAACUGAAUGGUGAGUCGGUAGAGUCUAGUCUUCUUAAGGUAAUUUCAGCCUAUGUGAUGCAAGAUGAUCUUCUCUUUCCAAUGCUCACAGUAGAAGAAACUCUCACCUUUGCUGCUGAAUUUCGAUUACCACGAUCACUGUCAAAAUCAAAGAAAAAUGCAAGAGUCCAAGCUUUAAUUGAACAAUUAGGACUCCGGAACGCUGCAAAAACAGUCAUAGGAGACGAAGGUCACCGUGGAGUCUCUGGUGGAGAAAGGCGUCGAGUCUCAAUUGGAAUUGACAUAAUUCACGAUCCAAUUGUACUUUUCCUUGAUGAACCAACCUCAGGGCUCGAUUCUACAAGUGCAUUCAUGGUUGUGAAAGUGCUUCAGAGAAUUGCACAAAGUGGAAGCAUAGUUAUCAUGUCAAUUCAUCAACCAAGUUACAGAAUCUUAGGUAUUCUAGAUCGAAUGAUCUUCUUAUCGCGUGGCCAAGUAGUUUACAGCGGUUCACCAUCGCAGUUACCUUCAUACUUCGGAGAAUUCGGCCAUCCUAUACCAGAAGGCGAUAACCGAACAGAAUUCGCAUUAGACCUGAUUCGGGAGCUAGAAGGUUCACCAGGAGGAACAAAAAGCUUAGUUGAAUUCAACAAAUCAUGGCAAAGUAUGACGAAGCUUCACAAUUCCGAUGCAUCACACAACACAACGUCUUCACUAUCGUUGAAAGAAGCAAUCAGCGCAAGCAUUUCGCGAGGAAAAUUAGUUUCAGGCGCAACGGCUACAACAAAUUCAAAUCCAAGUCCAAACGCGACACCAUCUUCUUUAUCGUCGAUGGUGCCAGCAUAUGCAAAUCCGUUUUGGAUUGAGUUAUUAACGCUUUCAAAGCGUUCAAUAACCAAUACAAGACGAAUGCCUGAACUAUUUGGGAUAAGAUUAGGUGCUGUUGUGGUGACUGGUUUCAUACUUGCGACAAUGUUUUGGCAACUUGACAACACACCAAGAGGAGUUCAAGAAAGGCUUGGAUUCUUUGCUUUUGCUAUGUCAACUACUUUCUACACCACAGCAGAUGCAUUACCAAUAUUCAUUCAAGAACGGUACAUUUUCAUGAGAGAAACCUCUCACAAUGCUUAUAGAAGAUGGUCUUAUGUUAUUUCACAUGCUAUAGUUGCUUUACCUCCGUUGUUAUUUCUCUCUUUAGCUUUUGCCUGUAUAACCUUUUGGGCCGUUGGGCUUGAUGGUGGAUUCUCGGGCUUUUUGUUUUAUUUUGUUAUAAUUUUUGCUUCGUUUUGGGCCGGGAAUUCGUUUGUGUCUUUUCUAUCAGGUGUGGUACCUCAUGUGAUGUUGGGGUAUACUAUAGUAGUUGCAAUUCUUGCUUAUUUCUUGCUAUUUAGUGGGUUCUUUAUUAAUAGGGAUAGGAUCCCUAGGUAUUGGAUAUGGUUCCAUUACAUAUCUUUGGUUAAGUAUCCUUAUGAGGCUGUUUUGCAAAAUGAAUUUAGUGAUGUAGCUAAGUGUUUUGUGAGGGGGGUGCAAAUAUUUGAUAAUUCACCACUUGCUUCUGUUCCUGAUGCACUUAAGUUGAAAUUAUUGGAUAGCAUGAGUAACACUUUGGGAACCAAAAUCACAGCUUCUACUUGUUUGACAACUGGUGUUGAUUUGUUGAAGCAAAAUGGGGUGAUGGAUUUGAGUAAAUGGAAUUUGGUGUGGAUAACUGUGGCAUGGGGUUUCUUCUUCAGAAUUCUAUUCUACUUGGCUUUGUUGGUGGGUAGCAAGAACAAGAGGGGUUGAUGAGAUGAACAUCAUCAUCAUCAUACUUAAUUAUUUAGCAUCAGAAACAAAAACAAAAAGUUCUAUUUCAAUUUGUGUAUCCUUUACUAGUACUAGUAUUAUUUUUUCUCUAUUUUAUUUGUCAAAUUAUAAAUUACCUCUGUAAUCUUUUCUUAGUAAUUGGAAAGUGCUACGCUAUGGUACAAAAGUGUAAUACCCAUAUAGUUUUGAUUACUUCAGAAUUUGUUUAUUUGUUUAUGGCAAACAUUCGUCAAUAGAAUAAAGUAAAAAAAUCUAUUUAUAUUUUAUGCA